AUUCAACCCGAGUCCAGUCACAGAUGGUAAAGCCUACCCCAGUGGUGAGGGGAAGACCAAGAAGGAAGCAAAGCAAAAUGCAACAAAAAAUGCUCUGGAAAGCCUGUCUAAGCUUGGUCAUCGGGACUCAGUGGAAUCUAGAAACAAUGCAGCAGAAGCUUCAGUUCAGACGGUUCCUAGCUCUGAGGACACCAGCUUUACAGAGACAGAUUUCAAAAGUCUUGUCAACCGCUAUUGUCAGAAAACCAAACGUUCCCAUUCAUAUGUUGAAGUGAAGAAAGAUGGCCCGUCUCACGUUCCUCAUUUUUUCUACAAAUUAAUAAUUGACGACAAGGAAUAUCCUGUGGGUGAAGGGAAUAGCAUCAAGGAAGCCCAACAGAAAGCAGCAGAGUUAGCCUGCUCUGCUCUUCAGGAACAGCCAGACUGGGACAUCAAGGUGUCCAUCAGGCCAACAGCAUCAGAAGAUGGUGCUCCACCUGAAUCAUUAGCCUCAUCAGUUACACAGGAGUCCAUUGAGUCCUCAUUGCAGGGCCUGACUACAGACCAGAGAAACAAUGCAGCAGAAGCUUCAGUUCAGACGGUUCCUAGCUCUGAGGACACCAGCUUUACAGAGACAGAUUUCAAAAGUCUUGUCAACCGCUAUUGUCAGAAAACCAAACGUUCCCAUUCAUAUGUUGAAGUGAAGAAAGAUGGCCCGUCUCACGUUCCUCAUUUUUUCUACAAAUUAAUAAUUGACGACAAGGAAUAUCCUGUGGGUGAAGGGAAUAGCAUCAAGGAAGCCCAACAGAAAGCAGCAGAGUUAGCCUGCUCUGCUCUUCAGGAACAGCCAGACUGGGACAUCAAGGUGUCCAUCAGGCCAACAGCAUCAGAAGAUGGUGCUCCACCUGAAUCAUUAGCCUCAUCAGUUACACAGGAGUCCAUUGAGUCCUCAUUGCAGGGCCUGACUACAGACCAGAGAAACAAUGCAGCAGAAGCUUCAGUUCAGACGGUUCCUAGCUCUGAGGACACCAGCUUUACAGAGACAGAUUUCAAAAGUCUUGUCAACCGCUAUUGUCAGAAAACCAAACGUUCCCAUUCAUAUGUUGAAGUGAAGAAAGAUGGCCCGUCUCACGUUCCUCAUUUUUUCUACAAAUUAAAAAUUGACGACAAGGAAUAUCCUGUGGGUGAAGGGAAUAGCAUCAAGGAAGCCCAACAGAAAGCAGCAGAGUUAGCCUGCUCUGCUCUUCAGGAACAGCCAGACUGGGACAUCAAGGUGUCCAUCAGGCCAACAGCAUCAGAAGAUGGUGCUCCACCUGAAUCAUUAGCCUCAUCAGUUACACAGAACAACAGUGAAUCAUCUUCACAAAACACCAGAUUUGGCCUGACGUCAAAAGGCAGAGGUUCCUCGAAGAGUUUUCAGUGACUUUUACCAAAGAGAAGCAAAUUAUUAACUCAUUGCUGUCUGAGAAACCAGAAGACCGACCUGAUGCCAGCGCCGUAAAGGAAAAGCUUGAAGAGUGGACUCAGAUAUUCAGCACACAAAAAGCAUCUCGCCAGGAAAAUCAAACUGUCUGAUAGUCACAAGAGAAAAGUUUCAAAAGUCACAGGAGCCUUUGCAAAUCUGUCUUCUUGCAUCUGCUUAAUGAAAUGAUUUGAUGUACUGUGUAAUAUUAUGUUGGGUAACUGUUAAUGUGCAAAGUUAAUAUAUGGAAGAGGUCACAUCAUGAAUCCCAGCUAUUUUGGGGAAGUUUGUAUUGGAUUUGGAAAUGAAAUGUGAAAUCAUGAUUUUAAAAUCUAACUAUUCAAAUCAGUUUCCCGGUGAAGGUCGUCACUUUGUAACUGUUGUUAACCUGCUGCUGUCCUGAGGAGGAGGAACUGUGAUGCUACGUGUACUUCUGAUGGAUUCAUGUUGAAUGUCAGAGAUAAAAAAGCACACUCCAUGUGGCUCAAUUUUAGAAACUUUCCUAAAUGUUUUCAAUCAUUUUUAACCCAUGAAAUACAGUUUAACACAUUUUUCUUCCAUUUUUUCUUUUGUUUAUUUUAAUCUGAUUGAUUGCAAUAUCAGUCAGCUAUGUGUGACUUGAAACAGCAGGAGAAAGGUCAUUAAUACUGUACUAGAGGGAAUAAAAUAAU
Messenger RNA from Haplochromis burtoni (Burton's mouthbrooder), 2112 nucleotides. RefSeq names its product double-stranded RNA-specific adenosine deaminase-like. The record is from RefSeq and is a predicted model, not a curated record. NCBI's taxonomy places the organism in Eukaryota, Metazoa, Chordata, Actinopteri, Cichliformes, Cichlidae.